UAUCGUUGACUCACACCGAUUGUUCAACAAACAAAUCGAUAUUUCCUAGCUUCAAGAACAAGUUUCCAUGGUCGAAGCAGAGCCAUUGAUCAAAUACCGGUUAAUUGCUGAUAAGAGCAAAUGAGGUUGUACCAGCGAUGUUAGAUGUUCUCCAGUCAAAGUAGAUCUUUUCAACACACCACGAUGUAUCAACCACUGAACAAAGAAAACCUGUUCACCAAAUACAGUCGGAUAGCCGGCGUUGUUGCCGCCUAUUGGGUUAUAUCUAUUUUGACCGUCUUCGUGAACAAGGCACUGCUCAGCGGACUGCAGCUCGAUGCUCCACUAUUCGUGACGUGGUUCCAGGUGCUCACAUCGUCAUCAAUAUGUUUUAUUAUGAGUUGCCUGGGCAAGCGGUAUCCGCAGGUGAUUACCUUCCCCGAGGGAAAUCCCUUCGAUAGGGACACGUUUCGCAAAGUGGUUCCGCUGUCUAUCCUUUUCACUGCCAUGAUAGCCACCAACAAUCUCUGCCUCAAGUACGUCGGAGUAGCCUUCUACUACGUUGGCCGCUCUUUGACGACCGUUUUCAAUGUGAUAUUGACCUAUCUUCUGCUGGGCCAGAAGACCAGCUCCAAAGCAUGCCUAUGCUGUGUGCUAAUCAUUGCCGGAUUUUGGAUCGGCGUGGACCAGGAAAGCUUAACCGAAUCGUUCUCGCUUAUCGGAACCGUUUUUGGAGUGCUAGGUUCGCUAAGUCUUUCACUGUAUUCCAUCUAUACCAAGCGGACCCUUCCACACGUGAAUCAGCAAGUUUGGCUGCUGAGCUACUACAACAACGUCUACUCCGCGGUUCUGUUCAUCCCGCUGAUGAUCGUAAACGGUGAGGUGCAGGAAGUGUUGAACUACAAACAUCUGCUUGAACCUUGGUUUUGGGGUGUUAUGACGAUCGGCGGGGUGUGUGGAUUUGCCAUUGGCUUUGUGACGACCCUACAGAUUAAGGUUACCUCGCCCCUGACACACAACAUAUCCGGUACGGCGAAAGCUUGCGCUCAGACGGUGAUUGCGUCGUCCUGGUAUCAGGAAUCCAAAUCGUUCCUCUGGUGGACCUCGAACGUUGUCGUACUGCUUGGUUCCGCCUUCUAUACGCGCGUCAAGCAGGUCGAAAUGGACCAAACGCAUCGCGAACAAAUGAGCAGUCAGAAGGUUUGAGUAACAGGGUAUAUUUUAGGUUUUUCUUAUACAAAAGUACAGGACUAAGUUAAACAAAACAAGAUCAACUUAAAAUAAAACAUUAACGUAGCAGAACAAUUCCAUAAAUGUGUUCUGUGUGA
Molecule: messenger RNA, 1307 nt
Organism: Anopheles coustani
Lineage: Eukaryota; Metazoa; Arthropoda; Insecta; Diptera; Culicidae
Gene: nac
Product: GDP-fucose transporter 1
Exons: 2
Coding region: 145-1185 (346 amino acids)
Biological process (GO): GDP-fucose import into Golgi lumen; protein O-linked glycosylation via fucose
Cellular component (GO): Golgi apparatus
Molecular function (GO): antiporter activity
Source: RefSeq, a predicted model, not a curated record